Spirodela intermedia is the source of this 3396-nucleotide messenger RNA. The record is from the annotation of a GenBank genome assembly. NCBI's taxonomy places the organism in Eukaryota, Viridiplantae, Streptophyta, Magnoliopsida, Alismatales, Araceae.
AUGGCAGUGCCGGCAGCCCUGAUCAGCUCCCCUUCGCCUUCGUCGACGUCGCUGAUCGGGCUCUGCGGGUUCGCCUCCGCAAGGUCGUCCUCCGCUUUGCCUCGACCCAUCGUCGCGCUCAGUCGCUCUUCUUUCUCAUCUGGUUUUGCCAAUUCUGGUUCUUUUGCCGUUUCCUCCUCUCCCUUCACGGAGAGCAACUCUUUUGAGAGGUACCAACGGGACUCCUGGCUCUACAAGGGUGCUACCCCUCCUCUUCCUGCCCCUCCUCUCGAUCCUCGGUCCUCCGGCAACAACGAAGACAGCGCUGCCGACGGCAAGGAGGACGACAUUGCCCAGCAACUGCCUGAGCUUAAGAGAUUGCUGGAGCUGCUGCGGGAGAAGAGCGGCAGUGGUGCCGGCGGGUCGCCGGUGGGCACUGUGUCACUAGUGGGGACAGGGCCUGGCGAUCCUGAACUACUGACGCUCAAGGCGGUUCGCGCCAUCGAGGGGGCCGAUCUCAUCCUGUAUGACCGCCUCGUUUCCCAUGACGUGCUUCAACUGGUCCGGCCCGAUGCCCGCCUUCUCUAUGUCGGGAAGACUGCUGGUUACCACAGUCGGACCCAGGUUAGGAAGAGCCAUUAAUCUUCUUCAUUUCUUUCCCUUCUUCCUCUAUCAGUUCCCUUGAUUGCGAGACGUCGGGAUUUCCGUCAGACCUAUGAAUUCCUACCUCCGUUUUUUUCUUUUUUCUUUUUGCGUACUAUUUGGUUCUUUAGCAUCUGUUCAGUUUUCCUAUUAUGGCGCUAUUGUUGACCUGUCUUUGACUGUCGGCGUUUGUGCAGGAGGAGAUUCAUCAGUUGCUGCUGAACUUUGCUGAGGCCGGGGCAAAUGUGGUGAGGCUAAAGGGAGGAGAUCCACUGGUGAGCUCUUCUCUAUUUCUGGCGUUUUUUUUAAUCUCGUGGGGGAGAAUUCAUUAUAGCCAUCAUUCCUCUUAUUUACCUGUUUUCAUUUUAAGAGACAUUUUCUGCAUUGCGUAUCAUAUGUUUUGGAGUGAGGUUGCUACAAAUUGUAAUCCCCUUUGAUGAGUAUGGAGUAGGAACCCCAUUUUCUAUUUCUAAUCGAGAUUUGUCAUACGCAACAUUUCUAUCCUUUUACGGAUCGUUUGCAUGUAUGCAAGCAUUAGUUCAGUGGCUGUGGAAAGGAAAUGAGAAAGUAAAAGGCCUUUGUCUUCUCCCUAAAUGGAAGCUUGUUCUCCUGCUUAUGUUGAAAGAGAAGACAUUUAUCCUCAAUUCUUCAAAACCUCUGUCCAUCCUUCUGGUUGAUGUCUGAAACAACUAAAUCUUUAGCUUAUUGAUGGAUAUUGCACAACUACCCUUUGUAGAAAAAUAGUUAUUGUUCCUCCUCAGCAAACUAAUGUUCUUCAUCUUUCUUGGCUCUACUUGAUGCUUUUGAUAUCUAGGUGCACGGAAAAGGCUUAUUUAGUGUACUGUGAAUCUAAUCGGUCCAUUCAUGUUCCAGAUAUUUGGUAGAGGUGGAGAGGAGAUAGAUUUUCUACAGCAACAGGGGAUUCGGGUCAAGGUUAUUCCAGGUACUAUAACAUGCCACUAGUAUAUUGCUGACUUUUCUUGGCUUGAAGUUUUGUUCAACAGCAGGUGAUAUGCCAUUGUUCUUGUUAAUAUUGCCCAGGAAUCACUUCUGCUUCUGGUAUAGCAGCAGAACUAGGAAUUCCAUUAACUCACAGAGGAAUUGCAAAUAGGUGAGCUAUACAUUUUCUAUAGUAAUGGACGUAAAAGUAAGUACAUUUAGAUGCUUCAGAAUCGUGCACUUGAUCUUUUUCUCCAAUCUCCAACUCUUGAUACACUUUGCCUUGCAGAAUUAUAAUCUUUUGGCAUUCUUCGAAGUAGAUUCUUUACCAUCAGAUCCUCCUGAAACUUAGUUUACCGUCUAUUAACUGUAUUUCAAUGUUAUUGGACUUACUUUUCCUUAUAUAAUAUACUUUCUUUGCAUUCUCACUAUUCAUUUGAUUCCCUUUUAAAGUUUAGGGCUUCCACAGAAUAUUGACCCAUUUAAGUUCAUUAGUGAUUGUGGCCUCUGGGUGUGGUUGAGUUUAAAAAUAUCUCUGUAUCAAAGAUUCCUACUUGUUGUACAAAGAAAGUGUGUUUAAAUUUUGAUGGAAUUAUUUAUCAUUUAUGCUGAGCAGUAAUUGACUUGCCAAUCUCAAGCUAGAUUUUUCAGAAUGAAGAGGGAAUUGAAUCUUUCAGUCUUCCGUCAAUACCUCUGCAAAAAAGUGUAGAACGGAGAUAAAAUGCCAGAGGAUGGAGAUAAUAGCACAAUGUAUCACUGGGGAAGAAGAAUGGAAAUCCUGGCAGUUUCAACACAGAAUGGAAAUCAUUAAUUUUUAUAACUCAAGAAAUGACAUCGACCAGACUUGAUCUGGGUGAGAGAGGAAAGAAAUGAGGAAAAUGAAUCGUUGAUGAUAAUCUGUUCAACAGUCAUGUAGCUAUUAUGGUGGUCUUAGAUAUGGGUCAUGAUUUCUGAAUCGUAGCCCAUUUGGAAUUUACAAUGUGUUCAACCAUCGCUUAGUUGUCUGACAGGCUCACAGAACUAGAUCCAGAAUCAUUUGGUAUGGUUAACCAUUAAGAAUUGGACUUUUGUGCUUCAAAUGACAGGUUCAUGAGCCAAGCUUGGUUGAAAUUAUAAUCUGUAAAUGCGAGGUGGGAUGCAGUUUGCUUUUUUGUCCAGUGAGGAUAGUUGAAUUUCGAAUGUUGAUCUUGUUUGGAGAUAUGGAACUCUCUUUCUGUUCCUGCAUUGUCUUUGACAUCUUCUGUCCUUUUUGUGCAGCAUUAGAUUUCUGACUGGGCAUUCGAGGAAUGGGGGAACUGAUCCUCUCUUUGUAGCAGAAAGUGCAGCUGAUCCAGAAUCAACAUUGGUUGUCUACAUGGGUUUGUCAACUCUCCCCUUCCUUGCCCCAAGAUUAAUAAGUCAUGGGCUGCUGCCGGAAACCCCAGCUGCUGCUGUGGAGCGAGGGACCACUCCUCAGCAACGUGUGGUGAGCAUCUCUCUCACAUUCUGUGUCCACAUUGUAAGAUAAGACGUUAAACUUUCGGACUAUUUAUAUUAUGAAGCACUACUGAUCCUUGCCCUCUCAGAUUAGCGACUUGUUAUUUUCAUUAAAUCUGUAAUGUUGAGAGCUAAACCACACAAUGAUAAAUGUAUGUAAAUCUGUAAUUGCAGGUUUUUGCUGAGCUGGCGGAUCUGGUGAAUGAAGUUCAAGUGGCAGGGUUAGUAUCACCGGCUCUUAUAAUUAUAGGGAAGGUGGUGGCACUCUCUCCAUUCUGGCCCAAGUUUUUUGAAGAAGUUGCCGUGAAGUCAGAGGCUCCAAGCCCUGCAGAACAGAACUGUGGCCUCAGAGUGCAGUAA